CCUUCAUCUUCCUCGUCAGAUCAACCAGAUCCCAAAAAGACCAAGACAGAGUCUUUCGACAUAGCUUCCAUCCGUGCUCAAAUCGCCGCUCGAAAAGCUCAAGUAGAAGCUCAAGUUUCUUCCCGUCCAUCCGACUCUCCCCAUCCUCCUUCUCUCCCUUCAAAACCAAUACAAACCAACAAUAAAAUCGCAGCUGCUAAACGACGAAUAGAAGAGAUGAACGCUAAAAUGUCCAAUCCGUAUUUAGGUGGUGUGAAACCUAUCGAACAGAAACCUCAAGCUACAGGAGGUUUACAUCCUCUCCUUAUGGAAACUACAAAUUCAGCUGUCGGUGGGAAAGCUGGGGCUGGGGGAAUAGGAGAAGGAGUAAUUGGAGGAGAAGAGAAAAAUGAGAAAAAAGCUUUAAGAGAUAGAUAUAAAACUAUGGCUCCUAAAUAUACUUCUGUAAAAGCUAAUGCUUCUAUUUCAUCUUCUUCAAAUAUCCCAAGACCUAAUCCUGUCAUACCUGUUUUAAACCCUUAUGCUACAAAGACCGAUACGUUAGCACCGGAAGAAGAAAAGGCAGUUAUAAGGAAAUCGAAGAAAUUACAAUUUUCUCAAGCUGGUAGAUAUGUGAAACAAGGUGAUGCAUUAAGAAGUGAGAUUAAGAUGGAUGAAUUGAGACAGAGGAUAGCGGAAGCUAGUAAGAAAGCUGGGUUGGAUAGUGAGUUUGAUACUUUGGAGAGGAGUUUGAAGCGGGCACCUCCUCCAGAUGUGGAAUGGUGGGAUCAAGCUAUACUCCCCGAAGGAGCGACAUACGAAGAUAUUGAUUCCGCAUUGGAAUGGAUAACCACCUCGAAUGAAUCCCUCGUCACUCACUUGGUUCAACAUCCGAUUCCUAUACCUGCUCCAGGGGAAAAGAAACAACCAGAACGAGGUCUCAUGUUGACCAAAAGAGAACAAAAGAAAAUGCGUAGACAAAGACGUCAAGCAGAGUUAGAGGAUAAACGUGAUAGACAAAAAAUGGGUCUUUUGCCACCUGAUCCACCGAAAGUGCGAUUGGCCAAUCUGAUGAAGGUCUUGACAAGUGCAGCUAUACAAGAUCCGACAAAGGUAGAAGCGAAAGUCAGGAAAGAAGUUGCCAUGAGAGCUUUGAAACAUCAGAAAGAUAAUGAGUCUAGGAAGUUGACACCUGAACAGAGGAAGGAGAAAGAGUAUCAGAAAUUGGUUUCGAAAGAGAGGACGGGAUUGUAUUGUGCUGUUUUCAAAAUCAAAUACCUCACCAAUGGAAGACAUAAAUUCAAAGUUCGUGAAACUGCUAAAACUGACCUUCUCUCCGGUGUAUGCAUCUUCGGUCCUUAUUACGCUAUCGUCCUGGUCGAAGGGGUGGAUAAAAGUAUCAAACAUUAUAAACGUAUGAUGUUACAUCGUAUCGAUUGGACCGAACAAGCUCGUCCGUUAGGUGAUGAAGGUGAGGAUGAUGAUGAAGAUGGAGGUAAGAUGGGAGGGGGACAGGAAGAUCCGGAUAGUUUGGCUGAUAAUAAAUGCGAAUUGAUCUGGGAAGGUGAAGUGCCAGAGAGAACUUUUAGGAUCUUCAGAGCUAGACAUGCGGAAUCGGAUUCGAAAGCGAAAGAAUGGUUGACACCGAAGUGGGAGGGAAUGUGGGAUGUGGCGAAAAGGUUGGUUUGGUCUGGGGAAGAUGUGUAG
This is a messenger RNA of Tremella mesenterica DSM 1558, 1686 nucleotides long. RefSeq lists its product as uncharacterized. Gene Ontology annotation, cellular component: U4/U6 x U5 tri-snRNP complex. The record is from RefSeq and is a predicted model, not a curated record. The transcript has 5 exons. Lineage: Eukaryota; Fungi; Basidiomycota; Tremellomycetes; Tremellales; Tremellaceae. The annotation marks the transcript as partial. Gene Ontology annotation, biological process: mRNA splicing, via spliceosome.